AUGAAAAUCACUGCUCUCACCCGUUCCGAGGAGCAAUUGGCUCGCCGCGACCUCGCUUCGGCCAGGUGCGCACGUCAUGUCGGCGAGAUGCAACGACGACGCAUCGAGAAACGCGCCGAGGCUUUGACCAAGCGAAGCGGCUCGUACUCGUCCGUCACAAUCACGACCGAGUCUCCCUACUAUCCUACCAUCCAAAAUGAUACCUGUAUCCUCACCCCGGAGAUAACUACUGGUCCAUAUAUCUGGACUAAAUCCCAGACGUUGCGCCAGGAUAUGACUGAGGGUCAGCCCGGUAUCCCCUUGAUUUUGGAUGUUGGCGUUAUCGAUAUCAACACCUGCGAACCUAUGCGUAAUGUACUCGUCGAUCUUUGGCACUGCAACGCCACUGGAUCAUACUCUUCCUUCACCGGACGUAAUCCCCAACACGCCGAGCUUAACGUUACCAUCGAUGAGAACUUCGACAUUCACACCGAUGACACCACCUUCCUCCGAGGAAUGUGGCCCACCGAUGCCAACGGUGUGAUGGAGAUGAAGACGAUCGUCCCCGGAUUCUAUGUGCACCAGAACUGGGUCCUUCAGCCUAACGGAACCAUCCUGACGGACACCACGGCCAACACGGGUCAAUUCUUCAUUGCAGAUGAUAUCACGGAGUAUUUGAUGUCGUACGAGCCGUACGUCUCACACACAGAAAUUGAGAGGACCACCAACGCCGUAGAUUCCAUCUACUCCUCGGAAACUGUCAACGGGUGGUCUCCCGAGCUGGCUGUUAUCCCGAUGGACGGAGAGGACUACGCGAAUGGUAUCAUUGGGUACAUCACUAUGGGUGUCGACUCGACUCGUUGGAAUGCCUCCUCUUUUUAA
This is a messenger RNA of Desarmillaria tabescens, 861 nucleotides long. Its product is annotated as protocatechuate 3,4-dioxygenase beta subunit. The record is from RefSeq and is a predicted model, not a curated record. Gene Ontology annotation, molecular function: oxidoreductase activity, acting on single donors with incorporation of molecular oxygen, incorporation of two atoms of oxygen; ferric iron binding. Bases 1 to 861 code for a protein of 286 amino acids. NCBI's taxonomy places the organism in Eukaryota, Fungi, Basidiomycota, Agaricomycetes, Agaricales, Physalacriaceae. The transcript is spliced from 5 exons.